Chironomus riparius is the source of this 1426-nucleotide messenger RNA. NCBI's taxonomy places the organism in Eukaryota, Metazoa, Arthropoda, Insecta, Diptera, Chironomidae. The record is from the annotation of a GenBank genome assembly.
AGAACAUCCUUCGUUGAUGAUAUAGUCAUUGAAAGAUCAUAUAAUGGAGAUCAACAUACCGACGGCGUCUCCUUUUUUUACAGGCAUACCAAAUCAAAUUAUGUAUUGUAUUUCCACGCCAAAUUUACAAUCAUGGAAUGCAAGUAAUAUGUACAACAAUAAUGAUCAACAAAAGAAACCUGAGAAUGCAUCAAUCCAACCAGUAGUAAAUGCUCAAAAUCAAGGUCCAGCACAGUAUUAUUAUGGGAAUGGAAACACAGCAAUUGCACAAAACGUUCAAACAUUCAACCAGAAUUAUCCUUCAGCUAAUAUUCAGCCAGCAAGCAAUGAUACAUUAAAGGUCAAUUCUGUGAGUUUUCCAGAUGAUCAGAACAAAAAUCAGCAACAAGAAAGAGAAAAUCGUUUUUUCAACGAUGAAGGCAGAGCUUUCGAAUGUGCAGUGUGUCAGAAGAAAUUUCGACAAAAAGGAACGCUCGUCCAGCAUGAAAGAAUUCAUUUAGACUUAAAACCAUUCUCUUGUGACUAUCCAUCAUGUGGCAAACGGUUUCGUCAAAAAGCAAUUUUAAAUCAACAUACUAGAAUCCAUAGUGGUAAGCUUGUGUUCAUUAAACAAGUAUUGCAGAUGAUUAAUGGAGAGAUUCUCGUAGAUGCUUCUUCGCAGUUGGUUUAUCGAAACCUUGGCAAUAAUAGUGGAACUUUAUGGCCCCAAAAUGUCCCUUAUCCCGACGAAAUUCAUAAUGAGAAGAAUCAGGAUGUGAAAGAUUCGUUAUCACAACUUACUGCCCACUCAGUAUUUGGAAACUUACAAAACGGGGAUAGUCCGGAAGACAUCAAAAAUGGAAAGAAUGCAAUGCCUUUAUAUGUAAGGUGUCCAAUAUGUCAGCAAGAAUUUAAGCAAAAAUCAACUCUCGUACAGAGAGGAUGUAUUCACAUUGAGAAUAGACCCUACAGCUGUAUGGUUGUUAAUUGUGGUAGAAGAUUUCGCCAGCAGUCACAUUUACAACAACAUAAUCGAAUUCAUCUCCAACAAAAACCAUACAAAUGUCCCUACAAUGAAUGCCAAAAGUUUUUUCGUCAACAGACCAUUCUUAACCAGCACAUUCGAGUUCACACUGGAGCAAAACCCUAUAAAUGCAAAAAUUGCUUCAAAGAGUUUCGACAGCAAGCAAUACUUUCUCAGCAUGAAAAGUCGCACAUGUCAAGUACACUUGGAUGUCCAUUAACUAAUUGCAAGCGACGUUUUGUAACAGAAAAUGAUUUAAGAAAGCAUAUCGAGCAGCAUAUGAAUCCAGGAAAGUCAAAGAAACAGUCAACUACUAAAAGUAAUAAUAAUGACUAUAAACCUGACGUAACUUUCACUCAUCAUCAAGCAUAUCCCCCACUUUAUUUCAAUCCAGCAACCACAAUUCAUCAACCUAAGAAUUAG